Molecule: messenger RNA, 1899 nt
Organism: Clonostachys solani
Lineage: Eukaryota; Fungi; Ascomycota; Sordariomycetes; Hypocreales; Bionectriaceae
Source: the annotation of a GenBank genome assembly
AUGGAACAGCUCUUCAACCUCUUCACCGAUCUGAGCUCCAAGGAGUCCAAGCCACGCGGUGAGGUCCGCGCUUCCCCUCGCCAGCCAGAACCCGAUUCUGGAGAGCCCAGAGAGCCCAGAGAGACCAGAGAGUCCAGAGAGCCUAGAGAAUCUAGGGAUCCCAGGGACCCAUUCCGGGAUCCAAGACAUGCGGACGACAAUGUCAGCUUCCUGGACAACGCCAGCAUCCGGGACAACGCCAGCAUCCGGGAUAACGCCAGCAUCCGGGACAACACCAGCUUCCGGGACAACACCAGCUUCCGGGACAACGCCAGCUUUCGGGAUAACGCCAGCAUAAGGGACGUCCAAGGAACCUGGAGAGAGGGAACCACCUCUGGCCGAAGACCCAGGAGCACCCAUUCCGACAUCUACGAAGCCACCGAGCUCGGCCCACCGCCCUACCAAGAGAUCGCCGAGGCCCAUGCGCCACCGCCUGUCCACGACAUCAGCAAUGACGGUCUCCCAGCCACCCACCCUUCCGGCAUCUCACCGACAGAGCGCUGCGUCAAAGAUGCAAUCUCUGUGCCCAUAGAUUGGGUCAUCCACCCCUCGGCACCGCAUUUUGUGAUAUGUGGCCGGUGCUACGUCGAUCGCAUAUACGAAACCCAACAGUGGCGCCGUGACUUCAUCAAGUACAGACCCAGCACCGGCUUGUCGCUCAGGUGCCAUCUCGGCGCCAUCCCACACAUGGACAAGCGCUGGAGCAAAGUGCACACUGCCGAUGAGUUCCUCUCCUUCUUGAAAAUCAUGCAGCGUAAGAAGGUCCCCCAAUAUUGUCCUGGUGACGCCUUUCCCACUACUGGUGUGAGCUGGUUCUCGACACAGUCCAUACCAGGCAUGAGAAUAUGCCAGGAAUGCCGCCAGAAGCAUUUCGGUGGUACUCGCUUCUCCAAAUACUGGUCCCAUGAUGACACCCCUGGCCCCUCCAUUUGCCACGGGGCAUUCCACUACACUCAGCGUAUGGUGGAUGCACUUUUUGAGAAUGAUGACUGGGACCAUUUUUCAGAGCUGAUGCAGAUUCGUAUCCGAUUUUCCGGCUGCUCCCAACAGCGGAAGAAUGCCAACGGUGAUGAUGCCGAUGGUGGCUGGUGGUACAAGUAUACCAAGAGUCUGUCCAGAGACCUAUACAUCUGUGAAGCCUGCUACUUCGAUCAUGUCUAUAAAACAGACAUGGAAGGCUCUUUCACAUUGGGCGACAGGCUGCCCAUCAAACCGCAGUGCAUGGCUAGUCUCAAGGGUAACCAGACCUCGGAGACUGCAGACAUCGAAUACAAUCGUGCUGAGAUCAUGCGCCUCGUCCACGGCACAGACAGGCGGUGCUACGCCCAAGGUACCGUGGGGCUCAAGUGGUACACCACCCCGAACAACCCCCGUGGCUACGGCGUCUGUGAAGGAUGCUUCAUAGGAAAGAUCAAGCCCUUGGGUGGUGAAAAGUACUACAAGGUGAAGAACGACGUCGGGAAGAAGUCGUCAUUCGCUUGCUGGAUGAAUGCUUACCACCCCUUCUUUCGGCGCCAUGAAAAGCUGCUGACAGAGGGGCUGAUCUUGGGUGACCUGAGCCGCCUUGAGAGCACCAUCAUGCGGUUUAGCAGACUGCCGGGUUGCCAGCAGGGCGGCAUGGGCCAGGGCAAGAGCAAGCGCUGGUGGGGGUGGAAAUCGUUGCGCAUAUGCGCGGCAUGUGUCAAGGGGGGGCUUUUGGCAGAAACGCCGGCCGGGAAGAAAUUUGAAUUGCACGGGGAGAAGGACCCCUACCAUCGUUUCUGUGAUCUGCAUUCCAUGCAGCUCAGGGACCGGUUCCAUCACGACGAUGUGAACACGCUGCUAGAGUUUGCCAGGAGGAGGCAGGAGAUGCUUGCUUGA